AUGCCCAUGAUCACAGAGCAUUUUACCAGAGUAGGAGCAAGGAAUCCUGACCGCUUAGUCAUCUUAGAGCAGGAAACUCUGAUCAGAGGAUUCAGGGACAGGGUUGGAGAUGGUGUUUGUUGCAAUGUGGGUUGUUUCCUGCCUCAGUCUUCUUGUCAGAUUACUGACACGAAGAGGAUCCGGGUAGUGAAGCAGGGAGCCAUCCACAAACCUGUCAUUGACAGAAUGCGAGAGGAGCGUGAAGGGAGGUAGACAUUCAGAGCCAAGGGGGCUGAGAGUGGAGCAACAAUUGCCGUUGGAGAUUCUCCUGUUAUUGAAGAAUCUGUCCUCGAGCUUUUUGCUGCAGACAGGGUUACUGUGAAGACUAAGCAUACAGCAAACAUCAAGGUGCCUUUCAAGGCAAAGCCAAUGCCCAAAGUCACAAGGUUCAAAGAUGGUAUUGAGGUGACAGAGGAAGAGAAAGUGGUGAUGGACAAAGCCAGUGAUGCGUUACGCACGAUCAAAACCUGUGUGAGAGAAGACAGCCGAGCCAUUAUGCUGAAUUUGAAAAAUGACUGUCAGUCAGCUUCUGGCAAUCCUUACCUCGACUUUGUUAAGCCUUCGAGACAGGUGUCUCAGCCUCAAGUUGUAGAUGUCAGGAAAGAAGAUGUCACCAUCACCUGGAACUUCCCAGCCCUGGAUGGACGCUCUCCAGUGCAAGGUUACAUCAUAAAAAAAAAAAGGAAGAAAGGCAGCGAUCUUUGUGUUCCAAUCACCAAGGAGCCAGUCCAAGGUCAGACCAAGAUUAUUAUCUGUUUUAUAUUUGAUCUGACUGUGAGGCUGAAGAGCCACAUGGUGGUUUGUGCUGGGACAGCACCAUGCAUUCAUACAUCUUUCCCUGGCUCCCCACCAACACCAGUGACGUGGCAAAAAGAAGGCAUAUCAACAAGAGAUGGCAAGAACCAUUCCCGCCUUAUCCACAGCACCAAGUGAUUUGUUUCUGACCUGUACCAGAUCAUCCUCAAAAAUAGUUAUGGAGAAGCCCUUUACAACAUUCAAAUGCAAUUUGCAGAUUUCUCCGGACAACCCACUAAUCUGAAACUGGUUGAGGAAGUCCCAAACACUGUGACCCUAAAUGACAGCUCAAAUGUAGAAGACAACUACUAGACUUAUUAUGGUGUCCUGAAAUGUGAUGUCAGUACCGCCACGUCGUUCAGAGCCAUAGAGAAUGUCUACAGCAAUAAGUACACUGUCACAGGCCCGCUCCCAGGGAGGAAAUACUUCUGAGUCAUUGCCUGCAAUGACACUGGGGACACUGACCCUCUGGAUUCACAGGAGCAGCAGUACAUCUCCAAAGACAGAGAUGAGGACCUGGCCCCAGAAAAUUUAAGUGACUUACCUGAGGCCACAAAAGUAGCAAGCAUGGAUAAAAGGCAGGAGAAGUACCCAGAAGGACUUCUGUCAUGA
Charadrius vociferus (killdeer) is the source of this 1446-nucleotide messenger RNA. RefSeq names its product immunoglobulin superfamily, member 22 (gene IGSF22). Gene Ontology annotation, molecular function: protein binding. Lineage: Eukaryota; Metazoa; Chordata; Aves; Charadriiformes; Charadriidae. The record is from RefSeq and is a predicted model, not a curated record.